AUGGCGUUGGUCAGCCAUAUUGUCUCUGAUACAGCAGAAAUCACACACUGGCACACACAUACACACAGAGGCGACGGAGGGAGGCGAGGAUCGUUGGCUUCACGAAAGUCAUCUUACUGGGAAGCAUUUCGGUCGUCGGAUUGAUCAAGGGGCUAUCCCACCUUGCCCCUGGUGGCCCCUCCCCCCCCAUCCUCAGGCAAAGCCUCCCCCCCCCAUCCCCAAACCCUUGCCCCGUUGGGUCAACCCCUACCUUCCCUCCUCUUCCUCCCUCUCUCCCACCCUUCCUCCCUGUACUUCCUCUGCUGCAGUAAAAUCUCCCCAUCAUCUCUGCCAAGCUGUCGGACAUGUCGGGACCCGUGCCAAGCCGGGCCCGAGUGUACACCGAGGUCAACACUCACCGGCCCAGGGAGUACUGGGACUAUGAGUCUCACGUGGUUGAAUGGGGAAACCAGGAUGACUUUCAAUUGGUGCGUAAGCUAGGGCGUGGCAAGUACAGUGAAGUCUUUGAAGCAAUCAACAUCACUAAUAAUGAGAAGGUGGUGGUGAAGAUACUCAAGCCUGUGAAAAAAAAGAAAAUCAAGCGUGAGAUCAAGAUUUUGGAGAACCUGCGUGGAGGUCCUAACAUAAUCUCCCUCAUCGAUAUUGUGAAAGACCCAGUAUCCAGGACGCCUGCCUUGGUCUUUGAGCAUGUUAACAACACAGACUUCAAGCAACUGUACCAGACCCUGACAGACUAUGACAUCCGGUUCUACAUGUACGAGAUCCUCAAGGCCCUGGACUACUGCCACAGCAUGGGAAUCAUGCAUAGAGAUGUAAAGCCACAUAAUGUGAUGAUUGAUCAUGAACACCGCAAGUUGCGCCUUAUUGACUGGGGUCUGGCUGAGUUUUACCACCCAGGACAGGAGUACAAUGUCAGAGUCGCCUCCCGCUACUUUAAGGGACCCGAGCUUCUGGUGGACUAUCAGAUGUAUGACUACAGUCUGGAUAUGUGGAGCUUGGGCUGUAUGUUGGCAAGCAUGAUCUUCAGGAAGGAGCCUUUCUUCCAUGGACAUGAUAACUAUGACCAGUUGGUGAGAAUAGCGAAGGUUCUGGGGACUGAAGACCUCUACGACUACAUUGACAAGUACAAUAUUGAGCUGGAACCUCGUUUCAACGACAUCCUGGGAAGGCAUUCUCGUAAGCGAUGGGAGCGGUUUGUCCACAGUGAGAACCAGCACCUGGUCAGCCCCGAGGCUUUGGAUUUCCUGGACAAGCUGCUGCGAUAUGACCACCAGGCCCGGCUAACUGCCCGCGAGGCCAUGGAUCACCCUUACUUUUUCCCCAUCGUGAAAGAUCAGUCUCGUGUGGCCGGAGCCAACCUGCCCAGUGGGAAUACAGCUGUUUGCACAGCCAACAUGAUCACUGGUAUCUCUGCCUUGCCAGCGUCCACUGCCCUGGGCCCUUUCACUGGCUCGCCGGUCCUCUCUGCCUCCACCAACAUCCUGAGCACCCCGGUGGCAGCUGCUGUCGGCGCCCCGCAGUGAUACCCCACCCAAAUCACUACACUCACCACCUUCUCCCCAGGCUCUCCAACACCACCUAGCAUAGGGGAGGGGGGUUACUAACCUACUGGCUGAAGGAAGCCGUCGUCUGAGAAAAGAACGAUGUUUUUCCGUUCCUUUUCCUCCUAAAAUGAACUUACAAGU
Perca fluviatilis (European perch) is the source of this 1685-nucleotide messenger RNA. RefSeq names its product casein kinase II subunit alpha. Bases 345 to 1523 code for a protein of 392 amino acids. Gene Ontology annotation, molecular function: ATP binding; protein serine/threonine kinase activity. Lineage: Eukaryota; Metazoa; Chordata; Actinopteri; Perciformes; Percidae. The transcript is spliced from 13 exons. Gene Ontology annotation, cellular component: cytosol; protein kinase CK2 complex; nucleus. Gene Ontology annotation, biological process: protein phosphorylation. The record is from RefSeq and is a predicted model, not a curated record.